This is a messenger RNA of Acanthisitta chloris (rifleman), 508 nucleotides long. It is a transcript of the gene ARHGEF7, whose product is annotated as Rho guanine nucleotide exchange factor (GEF) 7. Gene Ontology annotation, molecular function: guanyl-nucleotide exchange factor activity. The annotation marks the transcript as partial. Gene Ontology annotation, biological process: intracellular signal transduction. The record is from RefSeq and is a predicted model, not a curated record. NCBI's taxonomy places the organism in Eukaryota, Metazoa, Chordata, Aves, Passeriformes, Acanthisittidae. The transcript has 5 exons.
CCAAGUCACUGUUGGAUCAGUUGAACAAACUUGCUCCCAGUUGCCUGAAGCUCAGCAGAGAGUUGGAGGAUGUUUUCUAAACUUGAUGCCACAAAUGAAGAGCUUAUACCUUACAUACUGUGCCAACCACCCAUCAGCAGUAAAUGUCCUCACAGAACACAGCGAGGAGCUAGGAGAGUUCAUGGAGAUGAAAGGUGCCAACAGCCCUGGGAUCCUUGUGCUGACCACAGGCCUCAGCAAACCCUUCAUGCGUCUGGAUAAAUACCCCACAUUACUCAAAGAGCUGGAAAGGCACAUGGAGGACUAUCACCCGGAUCGCCCAGACAUUCAAAAAUCCAUGACUGCCUUCAAAAAUCUUUCUGCACAAUGUCAAGAAGUUCGGAAAAGGAAAGAGCUUGAGCUGCAAAUACUGACCGAGGCUAUUCGAUGUUGGGAGGGAGAGGACAUUAAAACUCUUGGCAACGUGAUUUACAUGUCCCAAGUCAUGAUUCAGUGUGCUGGAAGUGAG